AUGUAUUUUUUAUUUUAUGCCUGGCUCAAUUAUCCAUCUAAUAUCAUUGGCUGUCUUCCGCCUGCUAGUUCUGAUACCAAUAAUGAGUCAAUUCGAUCUUCUUCGCAGGAGCGCCAUUCCAUAGGUCUUUCCAAAUUAUUUAGUCCUUUAGCCGAACUCUUCAAGCGCCUAACCUUAGCCAGUCCCCUCAAAUGGAGUCUAAUGGACACUCCGCCAUGCAACCGUCUUACACUUUGUCUCAUACCACCCGCCAAUGUUUGUGACCCUCAUAACAUUUGCCACUCACAACAAGCCAUCUCUGGGGCUCCAGCUGCUGACUCUAGCCCUCCAAGUUUAUGUAAACUAUCUGCUCUCAGUACGAUAGAUAAUUGGGUAGAAACAACACCUCUGCAUCGAAGCUCAACUGGUUCAUCAAUCCCUAGAACAGUGAUUGUCGGAUCGGAUGGGUCGCUUUCUUCAUCGACACCAGAUUGUAUUUCCAUUUUAGUCAACUCGCGAUCUCAGCCGUCAGCUGUGACCGGACACCUAACCGGUCUAGCAUCUGACGACGUGGACAUUUGGCGUGCACUGCCUGGUGUAGAUAAGCCAGUAGCUCAAGCUACGGCCUAUCUCCUUGCCGGACUGAGACUAACCCGUUGUUUUGGCAUACUUGAGUCAGAAACAUUGGGUUCGUUAACUUGUGAACUAGCUGAUACGACCGAGCCAGAAAAAAUUCCUCUCCCCACCAAGUUUGCCGACUUAGCUCUGUUCAUCUGUCUGACUGAGGAUUUGAGGCCACUCAUUCGCCUAUCUUCGGUGCCGAGUUCUUCAUUUCCUCUUCUGAAUGCUUGGAUAUUGGAUAUUGAGCGAUCGCAUGGCCAAGAAUUCCAGAGUCAUCUCCGGUAG
This is a messenger RNA of Protopolystoma xenopodis, 885 nucleotides long. Lineage: Eukaryota; Metazoa; Platyhelminthes; Monogenea; Polystomatidea; Polystomatidae. The record is from the annotation of a GenBank genome assembly.